Exophiala dermatitidis NIH/UT8656 is the source of this 1842-nucleotide messenger RNA. RefSeq lists its product as uncharacterized. The coding region runs from base 880 to 1371 and encodes 163 amino acids. The record is from RefSeq and is a predicted model, not a curated record. NCBI's taxonomy places the organism in Eukaryota, Fungi, Ascomycota, Eurotiomycetes, Chaetothyriales, Herpotrichiellaceae. The transcript is spliced from 3 exons.
CCAUUCGUCUGAUGCCUGACGAUCUAGCCACUCCAACACCGGCCUAAAGACGAGGGUGUCUGGUGUCCCAUGACGCACUGGCAGUGGGCGACAGUUGCAGUACAGUAUUCCAAGCUUUUAUACUCCCAUUACCAACUUCAAUAUUUCCGACCGCGUACAAGCCAUAUAAAAUAUCGCUACUGGUACUCCCAUAUAUUCAAUUCGGCGUGAAGGCGGGCACACUCCACAAGUGACCUCUACCAUGAGGUACUUACCUGUACGCAUCGUUGCAGUCACGGUGUACUACUAUUAUUCGGGAUAAAGGAGGCUUUGUUUAAGUAUUUAUGAGCCUUACGCUUGUCUGCCAUAGUGGACAUUGAACAUUGAAUUCCACGCCUUCCAAGUCGGGUGGGUGACAAAGGGUGACAAACGAGAGCCUUGAGGGGUGACAUUCUUUGUUUGAGUCAGACUAGGGUAGAGGGUCUUGUUUGCGCCCUUUAUCUCAGAAAGAGGUACCUGAGCGAUUGACUUGGACCGGUACAAAGGAGCUCACAUAAGGUCCUGUAUGUCCACGACACAUAGGUACAGCAGACCUCAGCCUCAAGUCCCUCGGCCGCCGUUUUCCUUCUCGUCAACUAAACACUCCAUCAAGAUUUCGACUCAGGGCAAGGCGAGCCCCGAAGACAUAUUUUCCGCCACCAUACUAGGACAUUUUCCAUUCUGCUAACCAAGCAAGAGUUCAGAUCAACAAGCGCGCAAGAGGAAACUCUCCCAUCUAUAUCACAACAGACGGAGCCGAAGAAAAGAAAACGAUAGCUCAACCAUCAUCGUCACUUACCGUCCUGAUACUCAGCACUUCUCCCUCCAACAUACCUUUUUUAGCGUAUCAUUGCCAUCACAAUGGCACCAUUCAGCAGCAUCUUCACCAAUUUCCGACUAUCCAGCAUCCUCAACCUGUUGCUGCGCACCAUGCAGCUAAUUGACGGCUUGGUGGUGAUUGGAUUGUACGGAAUCGACCUCAACCACGCGCACAAGCAGGACAAAUACACCGAUGGCAAAUGGGUCUAUGCGGUGGUCGUCGGAUCACUGGCUGCAUUCACGGCCAUCGUGUACGGAGUGGUGUCUGUGUUUCUGCAUUACCGUAGUGUGACUCUCUAUUUCCUCUGGGAGUGGGUGCUGGUGAUCCUGUGGGCUGCCCUUUCGGGAAUCUUUGGAACAAUGUAUAUGGGCGAAAAGGUCGAGAUGGACCAAGGUAUUCACCGUAUGAAAGUCGCUGUCGGGUUCGAUUUGGCUGGGAUGGUGUUGUGGUUUGCGUCGGCGGUGUUGGGAACGCUGUGGUUUUUCAGGGAGAGAUGGGCUGGGAAGGUUGGGAGACGGAGGGGGAAGGCUUGAGACAGUGAGACUUGGAUAAGGAUUUGGCACAAACACUGCCAGCGCAGUAUUCUUUUUCCGAUGUACUGGACACUCGCAGUGCCUGCCUUACCGCUCACAACAGCACAGAGAAGCAGUUUUUUGAUACCUGAUAGUACGGGGUUACCUUAACCACAACAUUUGUAGGAAGUCUAGUGUACAAGCAUGACUGAAGGCACCAACCCGUUGGCUGCAAAAUGGCAUUUCCACUUCCUCCACCGAGGCCAAUCUGGGCGGAGCGCGCUCUUACCGGAUGGAUAUCUCCUUUUCUUCAUGGCAUGGGAAAACUGCUUGUGAAAGACCGGACUCUCUGACCGGUACCGUUGAUCAGUGGAGCUGGACGACAGAAAGUCUGUCAAACUCGACUUUUUGGACACAAGUGAAAUGGUUGUUUGGAGUCUAUUUCUUAGACCGUUCCCACAGUCGAAAGGCGAUGAGGCCGAUCAAAAUCCA